Corticium candelabrum is the source of this 1422-nucleotide messenger RNA. RefSeq lists its product as uncharacterized. The transcript has a single exon. The coding region runs from base 248 to 1162 and encodes 304 amino acids. The record is from RefSeq and is a predicted model, not a curated record. Lineage: Eukaryota; Metazoa; Porifera; Homoscleromorpha; Homosclerophorida; Plakinidae. Gene Ontology annotation, biological process: DNA integration. Gene Ontology annotation, molecular function: nucleic acid binding.
CUUGAAUAAAGGGCCAGGCCAGAAGCUACGUUUGGUGGCCCAAGUUAAACCAGACGUUGGAGCAGGUUGCUCAGUCGUGCGACGGGUGUCAGGCUCACAGAAUUGCACCACCAGAAGCAACAUUACAUCCGUGGAUAAACCCAAGGCGCCCAUGGGCUCUACUACAUCUUGAUUUUGCCUGUCCUUUCAUGGAAAAUGGUUUCUCAUCCUCGUAGAUGCCUUCUCUAAAUGGCUAGAAGUUUACCCAAUGCAUGCCGCAACAGCAAGGGCGACCGUUAAAAUCCUACAAAGCAUGUUCGCAACACAUGGAAUUCCACAUGUGAUGAUCACCGAUAAUGGGUCUGUCUUUACCAGAGCGGAAUUUGGUGACUUUAUAAAAGGCAAUGGAAUCAAACAUGUGACAUCUGCCCCUUACCACCCGGCUACUAAUAGGCUAGCGGAGAGAGCAGUCCGGACAUUUAAGGAAGCCAUGAAAAAGAUGGAGACGGAGUGUGGCUCUCUAGAGAGUAAGGUAGAUCGGUUCGAGUUUCGCUAUCGCCUGACGCCGCAUGCCACAACAGGGAAACCACCCGCCGUUUUGUUGAUGGAGAGGAGACCUCGCAGUCGGUUAGACCUCAUGCAUCCCGACUUAGCCCUAAAGAUUCUACUUAAACAACAACGACAGAAGCAAGACAAUGACAAGACUUGCAGGGAGAGGACCUUCGAAGUAGGACAACAUGUCUUUGUGAGGAAUUUCAGUAAGGGAUGUAAGUGGCUUCCAGGGACAAUACUGGAGCGGACUGGACCAGCCUCUUUGUGCUGUGGGUUGACGGACGGAACGGUAGUCUGGCAACAGCAGGACCAGAUGCGCAACACAAUAACAACAGGCAAAGUUGGAGAAGUAGCAUUAGCACCUGGCACAGAUGAUUCGGUGUUAGACGAUUUAGAGGAUGGUACCGUGACGGGAAGGGCCAGCAUGAGUAACGUACAGAAUCCUGCAGAUGCUUCUGUUGAGCGAACAGCGCAGCCUGAAGAAAAACAUCCGCGUAGCGAGGAACAACCUACAUCGCCAGAGAUGAUAGCACCAACAAUUGAACCGGUUAUACGAAGACAUCACGUACAUCCAAGCCACCAGACCGAACGGACUUGCAGCGGUAAUAACAUUUUAACUUCAGUAGAAUAAGACGUUUUAAUCUUAGAAGGGAAGGAAUGUAGUAUAGUGUAUAUAUGGGACUGGGAUAGUGGCGCGUGCGCGGUGUGGUCUGUUGAAGAUUUAGGCGGGUUCUGUAUAAGCGCUGUGUAUUAGUAAUAAAACCAUCCAAGUUACUACAACUUUUAGUGUAGAAAAUUGACCUAUUUGUCUCACAGACACAAAAUCGUAAUAUGAUUUGAUCGAUUUAGUCGAAUGCAGCUCCUCCACAUUACCAAAUUGAGUUUGCUUUC